AACCUUCGACCACAACCGCCACAACCACCACAACUACUUCCACACAACUACUUCCACACACCAUACAUCCCCCCGCCUCUCGCCACUUACCAACGUCGCGAUUGCACAUUCAAAAUAUUUUUACCUGUCAAUUAAUUCUUUAGCAAUUUUACUAUCGAGAAUUGUGUUUUUCUUACUCAUCAGUUUCGCUCUUGACUGAGGGAGCAAGCCACAGCCUGGUGGACCCUACUCGUCAACUUUCGCGUCUUCUCAACAACAUACAUUAAUGUUACAGCAACAACGCGACGCAUUUCGACCGAUAUGUUCUCUACUUUGCUAGAUAGAAUGGGCGCAUCGUCUCUCUCUUCCGCCAAGCAUGAAAUAACGCGUGCCCCUUCGUCAGAAUCAAUCAAUACCGCCAUUACCGUCGACGACACCUCAAAUUUAGAUUCCUCAUCCACACCUCCAACAAGCAUUGGAGACAAUGUUAGUGUCACUUCUGCCACUACUAAGCUUGAGUCUGCUGCCGACGAGGUCUCAAUUGCCUCCGAACUUUUAGAUAGACGAAGUCGGCGAGUACGCGCAAAGGUCGGGACCUACAAUGUUAAGAUUCUAAGUGGCACCGCUGUCCAUGCACCGAGGAAGUUUUUGAAGAAUAAUGGCCCUCUGGACAGCGAAACACGGCGACAAACCAUAUUAGAGGGCGAUUUGGAGGGUGCAUUGGGUUCAAUAAAUACAUCUACCAGCUCUAUAGGGAAGAGUGCACAAAAACUGGUUAGUGAGGGGAUUGAUGCUCUGGACUUGUCCUGGUCGGUCGAAAAACUACCUAAAUCAGGCAGCGACGUCAGCACCCUCAGCAGUCCAAAAACUACUGCUAGGAAUGAGGAUCGUUUUCGAAGGAAGUCUUUACGAUCUACACCUAGCGAAACGGCAGCGGAACUCACAAAGAAGAUCAACUUGUUAGGGAAGAGGAGUCGAAAAGAAAUGGAAGGAGGCAUUCAGAAGGCAAAGAGGGAGCUUAGGAACCUGGCCGAUACGAAAGAGUUCGCAAAGAUUGAAACAGAACCUGUUGUAUUGGAAGUAUGGAGCAAUGGAAAACUUGUGCCAAAAGAGUCGGCAAGGAAGAAGAAGAAGGCGGAGGAGGCCCACGCCUCCGAACCUGAGCCUAUUAAGGCUCCAACAAAGAAGGCAGCGCAAGGGGGGAAAGAGAAGGCUUGGUUGACCAAGGGACUCUACGCUGGGCAGGAUCCGGCAAGUCUUGAUUGGUUUAAAUCUUCCGGAAAUGCAAAGUCAGCUUUCAAAUGGACCGAAAAGCCGAAUAAAGCCUUGCCAUUGCCCUUAUGGAAUGGCCAAAGAUUACUACAUGUUGGAAGGGACUUCAAAUUACCGUUCGACAUUUGCGCUCCACUUCCCCCGGGACAACCUAAGCCCACCGAGUGGUACAAGACUUCUCACAGUAAGUUUCAUUGAAUUUUCGGCCCUCUCAUGCACUUGCUAAUCCCUCACAACAGAUCGAUUCAUAGGAGAAGCUGGUACAAUGUGGAAGAAAUCAAGCUUGUUUGAUAGCUUCUUCUCUAAGUGUAUCUGUAAACCCGACACAGGUUGCGACGAAGAUUGCCAAAAUAGGAUCAUGCUUUACGAAUGCGACGACACCAAUUGUGGCGCAGGCCGUGAUAAUUGCAGUAAUCGUGCAUUUGCUGAGCUCUUCAACCGUCGCAAAGGGAACUCGUUUCGAAAAGGUGGUAAUAAGUAUGAGAUUGGCGUUGAGGUUAUUAAGACGGCUGAUCGUGGCUACGGAGUUCGAAGUAAUCGCUGCUUCAACGCAAACCAGAUUAUUGUUGAAUAUACGGGCGAGAUUAUCACAGAAGACGAAUGUGAUAGACGUAUGAAUGAGGAUUACAAAGACAACGAGGUAACCACUUUCACUUUCCAGAGAGAAAAACAAUUUGGCUGACUAUUACAUAAAAGUGUUACUAUCUAAUGUCGUUUGAUCAGAACAUGAUCAUUGAUGCGACGAGGGGAAGCAUUGCUAGAUUUGUCAACCAUUCCUGCAGACCGAAUUGCAGAAUGGUGAAAUGGAUUGUGGAGGGCAAGCCGCGCAUGGCCCUGUUCGCGGGCGACAAUCCUAUCAUGACAGGUGAUGAGCUCACCUACGACUACAAUUUUGAUCCAUUUUCCGCCAAAAACGUCCAGGCAUGUCGCUGUGGCAGUGAUAAUUGCCGUGGUGUAUUAGGACCUCGACCAAAGGAUCAGAAAGUCACGAAGGCUACCACCAUCAAAGAGGUUGUCAAAGCAGGUAUCAAGGCUGGCAAGCGAAAGCUUCAGCAGAUGAUUGGUGACGACGAAGACGACGAUGAUCAGAUUUUAAAGAAGCGAAAGACAAAGGCGGCCACAGGAGUUAAGCAAUCUAUCUCUACAGCUACCACGAACGUUGCAAACACUGUCAAAAAAUCAGUUUCCUCACGACUAUUGAACGCUUGCUAUGCGGUUGGCUCGAAUAAGAAGACGAUUAAAGCUAGCCAUGCCAGAGCCCCACUGAAGACGUACGGAAGAAAGCAGAUGAGGCUGUCGUCAAACCGCACGAGUCUGACAAUCGUUUCGCCUGAAAAGAAUCCGAAGGCCAAGAAUACGACGCAGAGAGAAAGCGUGACUGGAGGUAUGGUACGGAAUGUGCGUUCUUUCGGACGGUCAGGCGUGUCUGAUGAUGCCAAUGAGAGUACGAUUCGGGUUGUCACUGACUUCGAUGAGGACGUAGAAGAAGAAGAAGAAGAUUAAAUGAAGGAAUUAUAACCAUGAUCAACACAAUUUUGGCUGCAUUGUUAGGUGUUGCCGUUGCGCGGCGUGCGUGGGAAAUGCUAGGAUUGGAACGGGUAUAUGGACUUUCAUCAUGUUCGGGCUGGCAUGGUUAAAUCUUCAAAGACAGGCGUAUGGCUGUCUUUCCAUCAUGUAUGAAUAUCUACUAAUAGUUUCUCAAUUCGAGAUUUGUACUUCAAUCUG
Messenger RNA from Sclerotinia trifoliorum, 2976 nucleotides. The record is from the annotation of a GenBank genome assembly. Lineage: Eukaryota; Fungi; Ascomycota; Leotiomycetes; Helotiales; Sclerotiniaceae.